AUGGUUGGACAGGCUCCUGGUAUCCAGCUAUACUGGAAGAACCCCAAUGUAACCUCAGUUCUAGGACGUGCGCCUGGCGACCCUAUUUCUAUAAUCCUGGAGAACUACCAAAACAUGCAAUACCUUGGCGUCCUGACCAUUGGAACCCCGCCCCAGUCUUUCAAGCUGAUCAUGGACACAGGCUCCAGUAACUUCUGGGUGCCGUCAAUACGCUGCGAUGAAAGCAUGCUCUGCCGUGAUCACGCAAAGUAUGACAGCAGCAAGUCCAGCACUUACAAGAAAGCCGUACGGUACAUCCGGAUCCGCUACAGUGGCGGUGUGGUGCGAGGCGUCACGAGCAUCGACAACGUGGGCGUCGGUCCGGCCACCGUGGUGCAGUACAAGUUCGCCGAAAUGGAUCACGCAGACGGCAAGCUGUUCAAGGAUGCAAAGUACGACGGCAUCUUUGGCCUAGCAUACCCCAGAAUCUCGCAGAACGACCAGCUGCCACUAUUCGACGCCAUGGUGAGGCAGGGCAUCGUUCGACAGGCUGUCUUCUCAAUCUACAUGAGCAAGGAGCCCAGCGAGGAGGAUGGCGGGGAGAUAUACUUUGGGGGCAUCAACGCGGAACGGUACACGGGUGACAUCCAUUACGUGGAUGUUAACCAGCAGACUUACUGGCAGAUCACCGUGGACAACAUCGAAGUUGCAGGCACUAGGCUCUGUAUCGGUGGCUGCAACGCCGCGGUCGAUUCUGGAACAUCCUUUCUCAGCGGGCCCAGAGGAGAAGUACAAGAUCUGCACAGGGCUAUUGGAGCCACGCGCAUUGGUUCGGGAUACUACGAAGUCGACUGCAACCGAAUACCUAAUCUUCCAGCAAUAAUCUUCAGUUUGAACGAGAAAGCCUUUACGCUGCAAGGAGAGGAAUACAUCAUAAAGAUCCCGAUCGAGGGCGGCACGGUUCGCUGCUUCACGCGCAUCUCCGAGUCGAAUGAGUCGGGAUCGCGACUCUGGAUCCUGGGUGCCGUGUUCAUGCGCAAGUACUACACCGUGUUCGACAGGAACCAGAACCGCGUUGGAUUCGCCACGGCAGUGUAG
This is a messenger RNA of Dermacentor andersoni, 1077 nucleotides long. Its product is annotated as lysosomal aspartic protease-like. Gene Ontology annotation, biological process: cell death; proteolysis. Gene Ontology annotation, cellular component: lysosome. The record is from RefSeq and is a predicted model, not a curated record. NCBI's taxonomy places the organism in Eukaryota, Metazoa, Arthropoda, Arachnida, Ixodida, Ixodidae. Gene Ontology annotation, molecular function: aspartic-type endopeptidase activity.